This is a messenger RNA of Heterotrigona itama, 1351 nucleotides long. NCBI's taxonomy places the organism in Eukaryota, Metazoa, Arthropoda, Insecta, Hymenoptera, Apidae. The record is from the annotation of a GenBank genome assembly.
AUGGCUUCUCAUCCUCUGGAUCAUUUGAAUGAUUCCAGAGCAUGGGAGGUCAUUCUCGUUACUACUUUUGUCACUAUGCUCCGUUAGUAUUUGUAGUUGUAUUUUUUUUUUCUUCUCCAUCAUCGUUCAUCAUCAUUUUGGGCAAAUCGCGGUUUUUCUUAUUAAUUUUGCGAAAGAUCGAUUACGGGUUGAAUUAGUGUUGCGAAGAAACGAUAAUCGUGUUUGCUUUAAAGUUGCGAAUUAUAAUACCGCGAUUGUCUUUUACAAUUUUGAUUUAAAUUUUAUAGUUGUUUUAUGUUAUAGAUAGUAAAAUUUGUCUUGCUUUCUAUUAUUUUAAAUUAAAUUAUAGAGUCAUUGCUUUUAAUUAAUUUUCGAGUGUUAAAGUAUUUGAAGUAACUUUUUGUUCGUACAGUUUUGUAUUGUUCAUAAUUAUUUUCAUUGAAUUUAAAGUUAGUGUUGCGACAUUAUUUCAUCGUGAUUUCCAAUCAUUUUUAUUCUUAGUGUUGCGAUAAUGAUUGAUCGCGUUUCUUGAAGUAGCGUUGCGUUUACAAAAUGCCCAAAUUCUUUCACUGGAUUCGUGGAAGACUGUUUCUGCUCCUGGAUCACCUGAUACACCCAGGUACAAGAGCUGUACAGAGGUGGUCAUUCACCAGCAAUCUCCAGCAUGAUUGCACUGGACGCGUCGCAAUUAGUGUUGCGUAUUUCUGUGGAUGAGUGCAUAGAUUAAUAGCAUUGCGUACUUAUUUUCGGGAAUUUUAAAUAUAGCACACUUCGCGUUUGAUUUUGAAAAUUCUUUAUUUCAUAAUUAGUAGUGCUAGUGAGUUAGUGUUGCGAAACAAGAUACGGUUUGUUGCUCGCGUUCAUUUCGAAUGCAGAUUUGACAGUAGCUCUUCUGGUUAUUGUAUUGAGUAGAAAAUGUUUUUUUAGUAGCCCUUCUGGCUACUGUUUUAGAUUUUCUUUGUCAGUAAUUCUUCUAGUUACUGUGUUAGGUUUUCUUUUUCAGCAUCCCUUACUACACUGCGUUCAUUACUGAAAAUACUGCUAGUUGAAAUACAAAUCAAAAUCUAAUUUUAAUCGAGUCUUCUUUCAUCUAAAAUAAAUUUUCAAUUUUUGAUUUAUUCAAGUUCAAUCUAAUCUAAUCAUUAUUCUUACGUUCAAUUUACGUAAUAAUUUCGAUUAAAAGAAUAUUUUAAUUCAAUUAAUAAAGUAUAAUUAUGAAGUAAUAUCUUAACAACAUUUUCAUUUUUUUGUAUAUAUAAUAUAUCUUCAUUGCAGGCCUUUUUAUUUAAAUUAUAAUACUAAUCCAGCACAUGAGUUUGUUUCAGAUACAUUAACUUACAGAAAGUAUUAG